Messenger RNA from Ananas comosus (pineapple), 2443 nucleotides. RefSeq lists its product as uncharacterized. NCBI's taxonomy places the organism in Eukaryota, Viridiplantae, Streptophyta, Magnoliopsida, Poales, Bromeliaceae. The record is from RefSeq and is a predicted model, not a curated record. Gene Ontology annotation, biological process: meristem development; meristem maintenance. Bases 1 to 2253 code for a protein of 750 amino acids. The transcript has 2 exons.
AUGAAGUCCUUGAGCAACUCCGUCCCCGUCCGCCGCGGCGGCGGAAUUCCCAGAAACUCUCCUUCCGCGGGCCGCCGGCUCCACCCAGAUUGGACGCUGGCCGGCAUCGACGACCGGCCGUCAACCAGCCUCACGUCUACGGCCUGGGCCGUCCAUCGCCCCGACCCGGACCACGCCCUCUCCGCCCUCCUCCCCUUCUGGUCCCCCGCCACCUCCUCCUUCCUCCUCCCCUUCGCCGAGGCCUCCUUCACCCUCGAAGACGCCCACGCCCUCUCCUCCCUCCCCCUCUCCGGCUCCCCCCUCCUCCGCCCCCUCUCCCCCUCCGAGCACCGCCUCCGCCUCCGCCUCCUCGUCGAGCGCGAGAAGAUCCUCCACCUCCACCCCGCCGCCCUCCGCUCCCGCCGCGUCCCCUCCCCCCUCUGGCUCCGCUGGUUCCUCCACCUCGCCGACGACCCCGAACUCCGCCACCUCGGCUUCCUCGCCUACUGGCUCACCCUCCUCGUCCUCCCCCUCUCCCCGCGCCGCGAGAUCCCCGCCCGCGCCUUCGCCAUCGCCGCCCGGCUCAGCGCAGGCGACCGCAUCGCCCUCGCGCAGAUCGCCACCGCCAAUGUCUACCGCGAUCUCAAUCGAAUCGCCUCCGCCAUUCGCGCCGGGAGAGGGGGACGGGUCGAGGUGUCGGCCGCGCCGUUCGGCCUGCUGCAAGCUUGGGUCUGGGAGCGGUUCGCGAGCCUGCGGCCGCCGCCGCCGCGGAAUUUGGUGUACCCCCUGUCGAGGGCUCGGAUCGUGCGCUGGAGUAAGAGGAGGAGAGUCACGACGACGGAAGAGGCCCUCCGCGUGUUUCGCGACGGGCGGUGCUUCGUGUGGAGGCCCUACUCGGAGAACGGCGGUAAUUGGAAAGAGCCCGAUUGGUACAGUUGCGAACCAGAGGUGAUUCAUGUCGAGAAAGGGGCGCCCGAUUGGUUUCCCGACUUUCUCGCGGUUGUUUCGCCGUCUACGUUGGUCGGCUUUUUCGGCGACGGUCUCAUUUCCUCCGAGGAGUAUCGGCCUUAUCGGGUCGCUAGGCAAUUCGGCUACGAUCAAGCCGUUCCGGAGUCGUCGAAGAAAAUGCACGCGCUCGGCCUCGAUGGAUCCAAAAUCUACGUCCCGAGCAUAACCAGAUGCGGCGAAACAAGCGCGGAUUACAUUCCUUGGUGGAAUAAGUUCAUCGAAACGUGUCAGAAAGAGGAUGCCGCAUGCAAAAGCAGAUCGAAUGGAUCGGACAAACGGAAAGGACAUGAAGAAGAGAAUGAAAGGGAAAAUAUAGGGAGUGUAACCAAGGAGUUGAAGGAAAAUGAUGGUAAUAGGGUAGAUCAUAUGGUGCCAAAGCAUAGUGUGAAGAGGAGAAAAUCAGAAACAGUUGAGUUUAAAAGAGAGGCGGAGAAAGAAAAUAUAAAUUUAGAUUUCGAUGUGGAAUUUAAUGUACGAACACCUUCGGUACCUGAUAAGAGAUCUGAGGUAGUAAUUAUCGACGACAGCGAAGAAGAGAGUGCUGAUUGUGAGGGGGAGGAUCAAAGUCGACGUCUUGUUGAGGAGUUGGAGGAGUUCGUACGCCGCGGGCUUUUGACGGAAUGGGAACCGAGUUCGCCCGAAGCAGACGAAAAGAGCAGCGGACGGGAUAAGACAACCACAAAGAGGGCCGACCCUUACGGGAGCGAGGCUAUUCGGAUGUAUCCCCGGUUUUUUGAGCUUAUUCCCCAAGACCCACACUACAGAGGAUUACUUAGUUCGAGCGUCGGCGAAGAUGUUAGGAGAGAUGUUUACCUCGCGAAGUGGUAUAGACUUGUGGAGUUGAUGAGGCUAGCACUGAAAACGUCGUGGGAUACCGACCCUUUGGAGAUUGAAAAGCUGCUGAGGGAAGCUCGAAAACUUGAGCAGUUCGGGUUUAAUGUUAGGCACCUGAUCGCGCGUUUGAGAGAACCACAAGCCCGAGUGGAGAGACUGGAAAAGGCUAGACGUAGGCUCGAAGAGGCACAGAGAACAGAGAAAGAAGCAAGAGACGUGAAAGCUCUUUCUAGCCAUAUAAGCGAAUUAGAAAGCAAGUUAAGAUCUAUCGAGAAAAAGUUAGACGAAAGCCGACAAGCCAUCGGUUUAAUACAGCAGGAUAAGUUGAAGCGCCCAAUAAAUAUGGAGUAUUUGAAGAGGGAAGUGGAAGUUGCGGAAGAGAAUUUGCGAGCUAUGAAAAGGGGAUGUUCGGUUUAUGAAAACCGAAAUUGAGUAAUCUGAAAAGUAAGGUUUUGAUGUGAUUAAUCACCUUGUCGAACACUCUUUUUUGGGCUCCUUUUUGUUUCAUGUAAUUAUUUUGUUGCAGCAACUUAGAUGUGAAUGUUUUGAAUACUUUAGCAUGCACAUUUUGUUGUUUAUCCAGCAAAACUUACCAAAUGAUAUAAGUUUUCUGUUUGUUUCA